Colletotrichum orchidophilum is the source of this 1206-nucleotide messenger RNA. Its product is annotated as FAD dependent oxidoreductase. Bases 1 to 1206 code for a protein of 401 amino acids. Lineage: Eukaryota; Fungi; Ascomycota; Sordariomycetes; Glomerellales; Glomerellaceae. The transcript has a single exon. The record is from RefSeq and is a predicted model, not a curated record. Gene Ontology annotation, molecular function: oxidoreductase activity. Gene Ontology annotation, cellular component: cytoplasm.
AUGUCUCAAGCAAGCGAAACCAUCAUAAUUGUCGGAGCAGGCAUCGUCGGCUCCGCCCUGGCUCACUUCUUAACAUCGUCACCGACUUCACGAAAUAUCGCAAUCAUUGACCGUUCUUUCAGUCCCCUCCUCGGGUCAACAGGCCACGCCCCCGGCUUCGUCGGUCAAUUCAACGAGUCUCAAGUUCUCACCAAGCUGGCUGUCGAGUCUGUGUUGGAAUACAACAAAAUCCCCGGCGGAUUCGACACCGUGGGCGGCCUAGAGGUCGCCUUUCAGCACGCGGGGUGUGAACGGCUCCGAUCGAGAUGUGCGAGUGCCACGCAACUCGGUCUAGCUGCUGAGGUGCUGAGUAUGGGGGAAGCGCAUGCACUGGCGCCAGAGCUGGUCAAUAUGUCGGAUUCGGGGGCGGCGGUCUUCUUCCCAACCGACGGGACUGCGAAUGCGGGCAGGAUUACCUCGUUUUACCAGGACGAGGCAGAAAAGUCGGGAAGCCACUUCGUGCAGGGCGACGUCGAGAAGUUGCUACUCACCUCGGAUGGCCGAAUCAAGGGCGUCCAAGUCCUAUACAAUGGCUCCGUGAAGCAACUCGAUGCCGACAAGGUCAUCAUCACAACAGGAAUAUGGGCACAAGACCUCUGCCGAGAUCUCGACUUCCCCGUCCCCGUCAUCCCAGUCGGGCAUCCAUACAUGCACGGCCAGGAACGAAAUCCUCUGCCCCGCAAAUCGCCAUUCGUACGCUGGCCGGAACACCACGUCUACGCCAGAGACCACGGGUCGCAAUACGGCCUCGGCAGCUACGACCAUCAGCCCGUGGGAUGCAGGUCGACCGACGGCACCGCCAUCGGAGACUGGAUCCCAGAUUUCCAACAGACGCUCAAGUCGGCAAAGCGUCUGUUACCUCCGGCCGCCGCCGCAGAGUUUGAGCACGGGAAAAGUUUCAAUGGGAUAUUCUCCAUGACGCCCGAUAACAUGCCGCUUGCUGGCGCGGUUCGGUCGACGCCUGGCCUGCAUAUGGCUGUUGCGGUUUGGGUCACUCACGCAGCUGGUACGGCCAAGUUUCUGGCGAGGCUCAUUGAUGAGGCUGCUGUGGAUCAGGCGACGUUGGCAGCUCUACAACCCGAGAGAUUCGCUGGUCAGGACUUUGCAAUCCUGGAAGAACAAUCGCUUUGUGGUUAUAACUCCAUUUACAAGACUGUGGCCAAGUAA